CCUCAUAUAUCCUCACAAUAACAGUUGCCGAGUACUAUAGAAGAAUGGAAACGAUGUUUGGAGGAAUUUGAUAAAACAUGGAACUUCCCUCAUUGCCUGGCUGCUAUGGACAGUAAACACAUAAUGUUACAAGCACCAAUAAACAACGGCAGCGAGUACUACAACUACAAGAACUUUGUUAGCAUUGUGUUGUUUGCUCUAGUGGCUGCAAACUACCAUUUCUUGUACGCUGAUGUGGGUUCACAGGGUCGUAUAUCUGAUGGUGGAAUAUUCAAAAACAGUAAAUUGUGGAAGAAAUUGCAAGACAACUCCCUUAACAUACCUUGACCCAAACCACUUCCUGGACGUCAACGGAUGGCACCAUAUGUUGUAUUGGCCGACGAAGCAUUUGCUUUGCACGAAAAUGUGAUGAAACCUUACGCAGGCGUCUAUGAGAAAGGUACAAAAGAGAAAACAUUCAACUAUCGACUUUCAAGAGCCCGUCAAGUUGUCGAAAAUUGUUUUGGAAUCCUGACAUCCGUUUUUAGCGUCUUGAGGAAACCAAAGCUUCUGGGCCCAGAAAAAGCCAGUGUUAUUGUUCUGACAACUAUUUGUUUGCAUAAUUAUUUGAGACAGAGCAAGAAAUCUUCCACUUUGUAUGCUCCAGACGGCACAGUGGACAGAGAGCUACCAGAUGGUACUUUGGUGGAAGGAACAUGGAGAUGGGAAGCACAACCAAUAUCAUUAUGCAAUUUAAAAUCAGUGCCAAGAAAACAUUCGUCAAAUGCCCGAGCUGUUCGCGAAGAGAUGGCCGGCUAUUUUUUAUUUAUUUAUUUAUUCAUUCGUGGAACAAUAAAUAUUGUAUGGAUGUCGUCAGAUUACAACACAUGA
Schistocerca piceifrons (Central American locust) is the source of this 870-nucleotide messenger RNA. RefSeq lists its product as uncharacterized. The transcript has 2 exons. The record is from RefSeq and is a predicted model, not a curated record. Lineage: Eukaryota; Metazoa; Arthropoda; Insecta; Orthoptera; Acrididae. The coding region runs from base 355 to 870 and encodes 171 amino acids.